Molecule: messenger RNA, 3934 nt
Organism: Aricia agestis (brown argus)
Lineage: Eukaryota; Metazoa; Arthropoda; Insecta; Lepidoptera; Lycaenidae
Product: long-chain fatty acid transport protein 4-like
Exons: 12
Coding region: 3-2168 (721 amino acids)
Biological process (GO): triglyceride homeostasis
Cellular component (GO): endoplasmic reticulum
Molecular function (GO): long-chain fatty acid-CoA ligase activity; long-chain fatty acid transmembrane transporter activity
Source: RefSeq, a predicted model, not a curated record
CCAUGGGGCGGCGGCGAGGGUCGCGGGGCGCGGUGGCGCCACAUCGGCCGAUCAGCUGUUCGCGCAUGCCAGCUGCCGACUGCCGCGCGGCGCACGUCCUUGCGCAUUACAAGGAAACAUUCCGCCGGCGACACACGCGCGUUUUGGACAUCUUGUUUUGUUCCGUGUGCUCCGUUCCGUGUCCCACUCGGCCUGCCGCCAACAUGGAUGCACUUCUGGCAGCGCUCGUCGCGCUCAUGGCACUAGCCGCCGCGAUGGCCGCCGUGCUCAGUACGUUCUCCAAGGCGGCGAUAUUCGCACUGCUCGCCGUCGCCCCGUGCAUUUACAGAUACAGAAAACGGAUUUACGUGAUAUACAAAACUUUGCCCCGGGACGUCAAGUUCCUAUGGCGGUACGUCAACGGCAUCCUGCGGCUGAAGAGGUAUGCGCGCGACAACAGCACGGUGGCCGAGCUGUUCACGGCGCGCGCGCAGCUCGACCCCCACGCACCGUGCUUCAUCAUGGUCGGAGACCGCACCUGGUCCUUCGGGGAGAUGGCUGAAAAGUCCAACAAGGUAGCGCGGGUGAUGCAGGACACGUUGGGCCUGAAGCGCGGUGACGUGGUCUGCAUCUUUAUGCCCAACUGCCCGGAGUACGUGUGCAUGUGGCUGGGGCUGGCCAAGCUGGGCGUCAUCUCGGCGCUGGUCAACAGCCAGCUGCGCCACCGCCCGCUGCUGCACUGCAUACAGGUCGCCAAGGCCAAGGCCAUCAUCUUCACUGAGGACUUGGCCCCUGCUGUGGCAGAAAUAUAUGACCAGAUACCGACAGAACUGAAGCGGUUCCAAUUAUACGGUGACUGCGGGCCCGGGGUCACUGACCUGGCGGCGGAGAUGGCCGCGCAGCCCAUAGAGUAUCCGGAGGUCCCGGAGAAACUCAACUACAGGGACACUUUGCUGUACAUCUAUACUUCAGGCACCACGGGCAUGCCUAAAGCGGCUGUCCUGUCUAACUCUAGGUACCUACUGAUAGCGUCAGCGACGAUGCAUAUGCUGGGCCUGCGUCGCUCGGACCGCAUGUACAACCCGCUGCCGCUGUACCAUACGGCCGGGGGCGUGGUGGGCACGGGCGCGGCGCUCGUCGACGGCGUCACCUCCGUCAUGCGCGCCAAAUUCUCCGCCACCAAUUACUGGACGGACUGCAUCAAGUAUGACUGCACGGUGGCGCAGUACAUCGGCGAGAUGUGCCGGUACCUGCUGGCGCAGCCGCCGCGGCCGACGGACGACCAGCACCGCGUGCGCAUCAUGGUCGGCAACGGCAUGAGGCCGGCCAUCUGGCAGCAGAUUGUUGACAGGUUCAAAGUCCUACAGAUAAACGAAAUUUACGGCUCUACAGAAGGAAACGCUAACAUCAUAAACGUGGACAACACAGUGGGCGCGGUGGGUUUCCUGCCGGCGCUGGUGCCGCAGAGCCUGCACCCCAUCGCGCUGGUGCGAGUGGAUGAGGCCGGCGACCUGCUGCGGGGAGACGACGGCUUAUGCCAGCGAUGCCGACCCAACGAGCCUGGGAUGUUCAUCGGCUUGAUCUCACAGGGAAAUGCGUCCAGAGAGUUCUACGGAUAUGUUGACAAGAGCGAGAGCAACAAGAAGAUAGUCCGCGACGUGUUCCGCAAGGGCGACGCGGCGUUCGUGAGCGGCGACAUCCUGGUGGCGGACGAGCUGGGCUACCUGUACUUCCGCGACCGCACCGGCGACACGUACAAGUGGAAGGGCGAGAACGUCGCCACCGCCGAGGUCGAGGACGCCAUCCGGUCAGCGCUGGGGCAGCGCGACUGCAUCGUGUACGGGGUCUCGAUCCCGCAGACGGAGGGUCGCGCGGGCAUGGCGGCGCUAGCGGUGGGCGGGGCGGGGGCGGGGUCCGACGAGCGCGCACCGAGCGGCACGCCCGACCUCGACCAGCUGGCGCGCGCGCUCGACCGCACGCUGCCGGCGUUCGCGCGACCGCUGUUCCUGCGUCUGCUGCCCGAGAUUGAUAUUACAGGCACCUUUAAGCUCAAGAAAGUCCAGUAUCAGAAGGAGGGCUACGACCCCGACGUGAUAAAGGACCCCCUCUACUUCAGACACGGCGAGCACUUCCUCCCCCUCACCUCGCAGCUCUUCAACGACAUCAACAGCGGGAAAGUCAAGCUAUAAUCAUCAAUAUAUAUCAGGGGUUAGAUACUGGUCAUUGGAACGAUUCUAAAGCAAUUGGAAAUAGCUGUGAUUUUGAAAUAUAGACCAAUAAAAGGUUCUGAAUUAUUGUCUACCUAAUUGACUGAAUUUGGAUGCCCGACUUGCAAAGUUAUGUUUUAGUUGUAUAUUUUGCAUUGUGAAAAAAAAAAAGCAUUAUAUUUUUUUAAGGAGCAGGGUAGGCCUAAAUUUAAUUUUAUCAGGAUAAUGUUGGGCAACUUUUGACGUGAUACCGAGUUCAGUUUACGUAGGUAACAGCUACGGAGUACAGCCUACAAGUUACAACAUAUAUUCGGAGUACGUAUAUGUUAGGUAGAGUUAUCGUUAGUUCGUCGAUACAGGCCUUGUACCAUGAAACUGUUUUGAGACUCAAAUACCUAAUCGGACGAGAAUACUGCGUCCUACUUUAACAAACGUGAAUUGACAUUGUUAGAGCAGGACGCGGCAUUCUCGUCCGAUUGUUUGAGUCUCAAAACAGUUUCGUAGUAGGCCUACAGGCUACAGGUUAUGGUGGAUAUAGACUAUGUUCAAACUGCAUUUAAUGUGGUAUAAGCUGAUAUCGGACGGUAUGGUUUUUCAUUUUCUUUUUGCGUUUUGCAUCUUCCACUCCAAGUGACACAUGUAAACACAAAAUUAAAUAUUAUUGUCGUUUUUAAAGACAAAUUAAGCAUCGGGUGAACGAUCGCUCGUAAGUGAACGAGAGGUGAACGAUCACUCGAGUGAACCGUCUGAUAUCACUUUUAUUAACAGCUGUUGGUGGACAAGGGAACGGUGAGGGCGCACUGUAGGUCUAAGACCGUGUUACGCUUGUAAAUUGUUGACGGUAGAUGUUUUGUAUGUAUUUGUAUAUGGCUUAAUAAAAUAAUUUACUAUCAGUGUAGACAAUGUAAAACUAGUCAAUUUUAGUGUUACAUAUCCCUUGUAUAUUUGUUGCCUUUUUUGUUUGGGCACAAAUAUUAUUAUUGGAUAACAAGUACUGUGUAUGUGGUAUACAUAGAACUUGCAACUUGCAACAUAGCCCUUAUUCAGGACAGGUUAUAGAAAGCGAGCAAUAGAAUUUCUAAUAUUUUGUUUUAUUCGAAUUAUAGCAAUUACAGUGGAUUGUCAAAUUCUGGUAUUUACUUAUACUUUGACCUCGAUUCACAUUGUAUUCUAAUUUUAUUUCUGUAACCUUACUAUUAUGUAGUUUCAAGUUUCACCGCACAUUUGCAAUAUUUUGAACAUUCCGCUAUCGCCGUUAUCAUAGACCAUAGAAGCGGUUAGACUGGCCAUAGACGGACCGCAAAUUAGUCGGGACCGACUGCUCUUUAGCGGUCGCGUUGAAAUUUGCACCGACCACCCAAGAACUGCUCGAGCGGUCCCCGAAUUGCGGAUAUGAAUUGAGUAUGAAAACUGCAGUUCGCCGUGUGGCAACCGCAAUUUGCAGUCGGUGCUUGACUGCAAGAUGAUGUCCAUCUAUGGCCAGCCUUAGCAAGUGGAUUUUGGGCGGAGCGGCCGCGCAGCGACCGCGUCGCGAACACGCCCAAAAGUCGCUCGCCAACCGCUAGUAUAAUAAGGCCCAUAUGUAAGCGUUCCCACCUACUCCAAUAGUCGAUAAAACCAAAUAUUCUCACACUGAUCAGUGACACUACGGACAUAUUUCGUGCCUUGCGUGGACAAGAGGGGCUGAAUCAUCACUCAUAUUAUAACAUCAACUAUGUGGUAUUGUAAAUAAACAUUAUAAUAAGUAA